UUUGUGUGUUUUAUUUUUGGUGUGAUGUAAAUGUACAUGAUAACUGUAUGUUCUCUUUCAUCAUCUCGUGUUCGAGAUCCACCUAUGGGAAGGGCAUUCGUACCUGACCUCUGCAGAAGCAUCCAAUUGCACCAAGUCUGGCUAGACAGACAGAAGCGCGCAGCCAAUGCCAGGUAAGGGCCCACCCCCUUACCUAGGGGUAUAAUAAUGGCUGCAGCGCUGCUAUUCCCCAGUUGACAUUCGCUUCUCGCGAUCUCUGCAUUGACACAGUUUGGUUGGAUUACGAUGCUCACCUUCGUGUCUUCAGGAGGACAUAUCAAUUGAUCAGCCUCCGCCUGACGUGACUGUCGUCUUCUCAGCUUUUUCUACUGUGUUCUGCAUUCAGGGCCACCGCGCUCUUGUCGUUUUCACCUGCUCCCACGGCUGCCCGCCACGGAUUUUUCCGAUUUCUUCUCCGGUAUGUCGCUUUCUAUACAUAACGCUUCUCCAGGGAAUAGCCUAUCACGGGCCUGCCCGGCCGCGUGUGGAGCACUCAUCGCUGCUAAGGACCUUCACCUGUUCUGCGUGGUUUGCUUGGGCCUUAAACACGCUCAAGAAGCCUUGGAGAACGUGGAAAAUUGCAGUCAUUGCCUUAUGCUGCCCAAAAAUGUUUUACGACGCCGUCUUAAGGUUGCAGCGAUCCAGUGCUCCGAGCUCGGUUUUACUGACUCAGAUCUGGGACACGGUGACAACGACGCAUUACCGGGUGACUUCCGGGGCGCCUCCUCACUUGUUUGGGCUGACCAGCCCAAUCCCGCAUUCCCCGAAGAGGACAUCUUCGUGGGCAACGUCAUGCUCGCCGACGAACCGGCCGGUUCCGGCGAUGAGGAUGAUGCGGCCCUUCUCAGGGUCUCAGAAGACGAGGAUGUCAUCCCAACCUCUGGUGUUCCCCAGGCUAGCGGCCACGCAGCCCUGCCUCAGUCCAUCCUCCUAGAAGUGUGUGAGCGAGUGGCCACUCGCCUCAACAUUGAGUGGCCAGCUCCACAGAGCGUCACCGACCAGGAGAGGGAUAUUUACGACGGAAAAGUGUUGGGAUCUCCUCCCGGUCCAGGGAAACAACUCUUCCCCGUCCUUCCAGCGUGCGCUAAGCAUAUGAGGCACAACUGGAGCAAACCGCUCGACUUCAAACACGGCCUUUCGGGCCUUGAAGUAAAGGAUAUGGCAGCUCAUGGUAUGGGCGACCCCCCCGCUAUCGAGCCUUCCAUCGCCAGGCACCUUAACCCCGCUCAGGGCGGGCUGCUCGCUCCCCCUAAGCCGGUCUUGCCCAACAAGCUGGACUGUUUUUCUGCCUCAGUUCACCGGGCCGCAUACAAGUCCUCGGCCUUGGCUGUCAGAGCCCUGAACGUCUCGUCUCUCCUCUCCGCUUACCAGGCGGAGAUUUUGGACGAAUUAGGGCAACAGCUAAAAAAGCGAACUCCUUCUCUACACUUGUGGAAGGAGAUCCUCACGGUGAACGACCUCAUCCUUCGUAAUGCUCGGCAGGCCGUCCAAGCCUGCGGGCGCUCUAUGGCGCUUUCUGUGGUGGGAGAGCGCGCGCUCUGGCUUAACCUGUCAGGCCUUCCUGACAGUGAGAAGCGGCGCAUCGCGGGCGCAUCGAUGGAGCCUGACCGGGCUCUCUUCGGCCCCGCCGUCGCAUUGAUGCAACAACAGCGUGACGACAAAAAGAAGGAGGACGAGGCCUUCAAGUUAUGUCUCCCUAGGGGGAAAAAUCGACUCCCGCCGCGGCUGGAGGACCAUCUAACCCUACCCCCAUCGACUCGAAACGUAAGCGGCCUGCCUGAUGUUCGAUUGAUGGGGGCAUCGAGUCCGCGUUCAUGGGCCACGAGCCCUUCGGACUCUCUCCCUGUCCCAGGACCCCCGUUCAAAAGACGCAGGGUCUCCCGCGGAUGGAUCGAUUCCUGUCCGUUCGAGGCUGCUCCGCCCAUGUGUUUAAUGAACGUUGUGUGUUCCCCUCUCACGUUCAGGGGGUCUGUUAUGAGUAAAAAUGCAAAAGCAGUGUCACCACACCGCAUACACUCUGUUCCCCUCACCCAACCAAUAAAGGCUUCGGCCCCAGUGUUUCCCCAACACAAAACACACAGAAAAACAAAAAACACAUUAAAACAAUCAACGAAUCAAAUGAAUUCGUUACGGAGAGAGGAUCUCUCUCCGCAGAGAGAGUCUAUCUCCCCGCGGAGAGAGGAAAUCUGUCUGAACCCCUGCAUGUUGCCCCUGGUGUGUCCACUAGAUGGCGCCAUUGCAUCACAAAUAAACCAGCUGGGCUUACACAGCCCCGCUGCAGCUCGGGUGGGAACACUUGCGAAUCACGAAUGGGCUUGGCAAACUGUUUCGGCUCCCAAGUGGGUGAUGCGUAUUAUAUUGCAGGGAUACAGACUGCAGUUUGCAAUGAAACCCCCUCAUUUCAACGGUGUUCUCUCUUCACACACGGAAGAGAACGCCUCACACAUUCUGAAAGAGGAAAUAUCCUCCCUCCUAAACAAGGGAGCGAUUCAGGUGGUGCCCCCCAUUCUGAUGAAUCAGGGAUUUUAUUCUCGUUAUUUCCUGGUCCCAAAAAAGGACGGCGCUCUCCGCCCUAUUCUGGACCUUCGUGUGUUAAACAAACAUUUGAGGAAAUACAAUUUCAGAAUGCUGACUCAUGGCUCGCUCGCCCGUGCCAUAAAACAGAACGACUGGUUCACAUCGGUCGACCUGAAAGAUGCUUUCUUCCAUAUAAGCAUUUAUCCGCCACACAGGAAGUUUCUUUGUUUCGCCUACCAAGGCACAUGUUACGAAUUCACAGUUCUGCCGUUUGGGCUCAGUCUAAGCCCCCGGUGUUUCUGUCUGUGUGCGGAGGCGGGUUUAGCACCCAUGAGAAUGUCAGGUAUGAGGAUUCUGACAUACAUAGACGAUUGGCUAAUCAUAGCCGAAUCGAAAGAGAAAGUGUUGAAGGACACCUGCCGUGUGCUCACGCACAUCACAUCUCUCGGGUUCAGAGUGAAUGUGAGCAAGAGCAAUUUUACACCCAGUCAGAAUGUCAUUUUCCUGGGUUUGGAGUUGAACUCAGUCUCCAUGCGAGCACGUCUCUCUCAAGAGCGCGUUCUCUCUCUAAUGAACUGUCUGUCGCAGUUCAGAGAGGGGGCGAAAGUACAAUAUCGCACAAUACUCAGGCUGAAGGGUCUUAUGGCUUCAUCAAUCCAGGUUGUACCGCUGGGACUCCUGAGAAUGAGAGCGUUCAUGAAAUGGGUUUUGUUACUACAUUUCAGCGCGAUCUUUGCCGCUCUGUAAUAGUGACGCGCGCCUACUCGGCAGCCUUGCGCCACUGGAAGAGCGCAGACUUUUACGCACAUGGAACCCCUCUGGGGACAGUUAUGAUGUGGAAAGU
Molecule: messenger RNA, 3400 nt
Organism: Carassius auratus (goldfish)
Lineage: Eukaryota; Metazoa; Chordata; Actinopteri; Cypriniformes; Cyprinidae
Exons: 1
Coding region: 460-3303 (947 amino acids)
Source: RefSeq, a predicted model, not a curated record